This is a messenger RNA of Acanthosepion pharaonis, 651 nucleotides long. Lineage: Eukaryota; Metazoa; Mollusca; Cephalopoda; Sepiida; Sepiidae. The record is from the annotation of a GenBank genome assembly.
AUGCCCCUCUCCCCUUAUUGCAAUUACAUAUUCUUUUUCCUUUCAUUAAAUAUUUCCAUUGACAAAGAAUUCCUUGAUAAUGAGAAUUUAGUUCCUUUUUGGAUUUAUUUGAUUACGCUCUUCGUUACCAAUCGUUCUCUAAUAAAUGACCUUGACUUUCUGUUGCUUUCUUUAUUUCUCUCUCUAAUUAUCACACGAACACACACACACUCUAUCUAUCUAUCUAUUUAUCUAUCUAUCUAUCUAUCUAUCUCUUCCAUCUGCAAGCCAUUUAAUUGCUUAAAUGACUUCAUAUAUUCCUCCUCUCCUUAUCUUUUUUUCCAUUCAUUAUACCUUUUCUUUUUGCCAGUUCUAUUCGACACUCUCCCAUGGCCAUCAUCUUUUUCAUUAAAAUCCAGUUUUAUUUCAUCUAUUCUUCUUUAUUGUGACUUUAACAAAUAUUUUUUGCCGCUUCACUCCCUAUUCAGAUCUAUCUAUCUAUCUAUCUAUCGAUCUAUCUAUCUAUCUCAAUCUGUUCAUAUCUAUCUAUAUAUCUAUCUAUCUAUCUGUCUAUCUAUCUAUCUAUCUAUCUAUCUAUCAAUAUCACUCUGUUUAUGCCUAUCUGUACUUUUCUAUUUAAUUAUUGUAAUCGUAACUAAACUACCAAUGUGA